Myotis daubentonii (Daubenton's bat) is the source of this 952-nucleotide messenger RNA. It is a transcript of the gene CHRAC1, whose product is annotated as chromatin accessibility complex subunit 1. Gene Ontology annotation, molecular function: protein heterodimerization activity. Gene Ontology annotation, cellular component: CHRAC; nucleus. Gene Ontology annotation, biological process: chromatin remodeling; DNA-templated DNA replication. Lineage: Eukaryota; Metazoa; Chordata; Mammalia; Chiroptera; Vespertilionidae. The record is from RefSeq and is a predicted model, not a curated record.
CCGCACUACAACUCCCAGGGGGCAGCGGGACGUCGCUCUCGCAGCGCCCGUGUCGGCCGGCCACCGUGCGGCGGGUCCCGGCGGCCGCCGCGGGGGAGGGGCAGGAAGAUGGCGGACAUGGUCGUGGGCAGAGACAAGUGCGGGGAGCAGCGCCUCGUGUCGCUGCCCCUGUCCCGCAUCCGGGUCAUCAUGAAGAGCUCGCCCGAGGUGUCCAGCAUCAACCAGGAGGCACUCGUGCUCACGGCGAAGGCUACGGAACUUUUUGUUCAAUAUCUAGCCACCUAUUCCUACAGACAUGGCAGUGGGAAAGAAAAGAAAGCACUUACUUACCAUGACUUAUCCAAUACUGCAGAGGAAUCGGAAACGUUCCAGUUUCUUGCAGAUAUAUUACCAAAGAAGAUACUAGCUAGUAAAUACCUGAAAAUGCUGAAGGAGAAGAAGGAAGAGGAAGAGGAGGAGGAGGAGCAUAACAACGAUGAGGAAAGUGAUGAAGCAGAAUCCUAAACCCCAAACGAAAUGCUUUACAGUCCGCCUGGUGAGGGCCCCCCAGGACCGCCCAGCACUGCGCCUUCAGUCUCCUCACCUUCCAGAGGCUUCCAAGACACCGCUCCUUGGCUGAGACGCAGGGCCUGAGGCACCUGCACACAUGGCCGAGGAGCUGUCGGGCCACCCCUGCGGUUGGCGGGCACCAAGCACGAGCUGCCUGGACAGCCAAAGACAAUGCUCUCCGCGCUCGCUUCGGGUGGCGUUCCAGAGCUUCUCCUGGCGGCUCCAUAAAACAACCAAGUCUCGUUUUAGCUCCAUGUAGUUCAAGUUACAUUUUGUUACAUUGUGUGUAGUUACAUUGCAUUUUUGUAUUUCAAGAAAAUUUGAAUAUUUGUUUAAAUACAGCAUUUUUAACUGUAAAGACAAAAAUUUUAAAUUAAAAGUUAUAUGUAGUUUUACAGUAAAA